AUCCGAUCGCCAUCGCGUGCGCAAAAUCGAUCUCGCAUCUCGACGAGGGAAUUUCGCUCAUCGAUGUUCGUCCUUCCCCGGAAGGUGAGGUGAGGAAGGGAGGAGGGGGAGGAUCGCGUGGCAUCACAGCUUCUUUCGAAGUCGACAAGUUCACGAGGAUGGAUCGCGAGAGAUACCGGGCGUGUUCGAUAUUGUCGAUCGUAUUCUGAGUAGCUCAUCGCGCGUUUCGAGUUGCAUUUUCGCGUCAUCGUGUCAAAGUAUGCUUGCGCGAUGAACUUCGCUCUUAAUUCUCGUAGAAAUCGCAAAUCAACUACGACAACGAUCGUCAUAUUGUCAAUUUUUUAGUCCAUCUUCAUGGCGAAAUACUCGGCAAUAAAUAGUCGGCGAAUUCUUCGAUUUCUCUCAUAUUCAGUGAAGUGUUCAAUUCUUAAACAACGGCAAUUUCCGAGUGCGUCGUGGGGAAGUCGCCAUCGUUGAGUUUUAUGUUCAACCUAGAAUUUUAUCGAAGAUUCCAGACUGUUGUAUUUAGCGCUGGAACGUAGUUCACCUCUAGCGCGAUAGAGGACGCACUGUGCGUCGUCACGAGCCGCGAGAACUGUCAAAUGGUGGGGGGCAGCGGCGGCGGAGUGGGGGAAGCUCCGCCAUUUCGGCGGCGGCGCGAGAAGGGUCAGUCGGUAGCGGCGCGUCGUCCCGGACGGGUGACGGAGUGACGAUGUAUCGAUACAUGCGUUUACGCGGAUCGUCGCGGACGGUCUCGGUGCUUUUCCGCGUAUGUCUUGUGUCGCUUGUGCUCGUGUGGCGGCCGGUGUCAUGUCAGGAGAACAGUCUGACGAGCCGUAUGCGGGCGAUCAGCGAGGAUCUGGACCGACAGCUCAACGAGAUAAUGGCUUCGCAGGCGCUCACCUAUUCGACGAUCAACAUCGCGGGAUUGCCCUACAACGCCACCACCAAGUUCAAUCCGAAGGGCAUGGGCCAGCUGUACAACGUAACGAAUAUGUUCAUCGACUUGGUCCAGAGCAAGCAGGCUUAUCCAGAAGGUAUGAUCAACUUGGUUGACGGUGCACCGGCUUUCGCGGACCCUCUGAAAGAAUGGAAGAUCAUAGUGACGCAUUAUGGAGGACUGGCGGGUCUAGCUCUGAUUGGACUCCUCCUGGCAGCUAUUCUCCCCUGCGCGGGUCUCUUCUUCUGUUGCUGCAGAUGCGCGGGUCAUUGCGGUGCUCGAAGUCAACCCUUCGACAAAAAGCACGAUCAUUGCAGGAAAAUUAUGCUCAGCAUCGUGCUAAUAGGAGUCGCCACUAUUAUACUAUUCGGGGUGGUCUGCGCCUUCGUGACAAAUGAGUACAUGCAGGAGGGAACCAGAGAGCUUCCGACCAACGCCAAGACUAGUCUGAAGGACGUCAAGCUCUACUUGACUACCACAAAGCAAGAGAUCGACAAUUUGCUUAAAACCAAUCCCGAGGAAUUAGAAGUUACGCUCAACAAUAUUCUACAGGCCAGCGGCAAAAUCGUUACCGAGCAACUAGCGGAAUACUCACACGCCGUUUCCCUCACUAAUCUGAACGAUAUAGUCGCGGGCUUAGAGUCGAUCAGAGAGGAUUUGAGACUGAUGAAUAAAAUAACACAGGAAUUGCGAACAAACGCCAGUCAGUUAGACAUCGUUGUUCGUGGCGUCAAGAAAAAUCUUCUCCACACACUGGCUGCAUGCACAACUGACAAGUGCCAGCGAGUUCUUCACGACUACAAAGUGAAUCAAAUGUCAGUACAAGUGGACUUUGAUAAGUACAUGGACCGUUAUUUUCCAAAGCUUCUAGCGUCUCUGCCGGACGUUACAUUCGCGUUACAUAACAUCACCGUGCUGAUGGAGAGUAAUAUAGUGUCGGAAGUGAGCCAAGGCAGGGAUUCGUUUCUAAAGAUCCAGAAGGACAUUCAGCAAGCCGUUAAUCAAACGAUUCCCGUGGUCAGCGCGAGUAUUCGACGAGCCUGUAAUUUUCUGGCAGGCAUCGCCAAUAACAUGACUGCCAUCAUCGACAGAAUAAAUGUCGAUAUAGAUAGAGUUUAUAUUCGACAUUUAGAAAUUGCCCGGAACAAUAUAGAUCAGUAUUCUCCCUAUAGAUACUAUCUCGGUCUUGGUAUAUCCGGUAUUCUUCUGACUGUUCUAAUGUGCUUGACGUGUGGUCUUCUCUGUGGUAUUUGCGGAAAGCGUCCGGACGGAUACGGAGAUGAUUGUUGUAAUAAGGGAUCAGGCGCACGAUUUCUCAUGAUGGCUGUGUGGAUCAUCUUUCUUUUAACGAGCAUCCUGAUGGUCAUAACUGUCGUGCAUAUGAUAACCGGCGUUAUGGCUCAACGUGGCAUCUGCGAACCUUUGAAGAAUCCGAAAGACAAUAGAAUGUUCGAGCUGGUCGACGAGCUUGUGCAAAUCAAGAGGAUACUGUAUCCAAAAUAUCCUAAUGCGAAUAUUAACAUGAGUUAUAUUGUUACCAAAUGUCAUGAAAACGAGACGCUCUACAAUGUGCUGAAUCUGAAAAAUGUGUUUGACGUUGAAAGCCUGCGCGAUUAUGCUGGACGUUACGACAUCAAUGACACCAUACAACAGUUGCGCCGCAAGAUCAGCCUUUCCCCCGGUGUGGUGAUUCUGAAGGACAGCGCGAGAUCCAAGUUGAACGAUCUGGCGCAGAGCGGUCUCAGCGAUAUUAAAUUCUAUCAGUAUGCCGAGUUGCUUGCCGACAACAUCACGAAUAUUAACUUGGAACAUCUUGCCAAACAAUUGCGGGAGGUAUCUGCUAAACUGCCGGAGGGCCAAGAGGAAAUCAGACUCAGUCUCGAGAAAAAUGCGCACGACUUGGAACAUUAUCACAGAGAUUUGGUCAUGCCGAUGGCUACGCUCAGCGAGCAAUUAAGCGCAAACGCGCUAAUGCUUCAAGAGAACAUCAAGUUUAAUCAUAGCUCGAUGGCAGACGCUAUUCACGAUUUAGUGGAUGAAGUUACUAAGGCACAGGUGUUCCUGAAUAAAGAUGGACCAGAAUACGUUCAAUAUCUCGCGACUAGAUUUGGCAAUGCAUUCUUACAUCAAGUGGACAACUUCCUCGAGCACGUAAUCAAAUCUGCAACUUUUAAAUUGGGAAGGUGCGCUCCCGUUUCGAAUGCUUACAACGCAACACUCGUAGCAGGAUGCAAUAAAAUCCUAGAUCCAUUUAACGGCUUCUGGGCGAGCGUCGGUUGGUGCUUGAUCCUAUUCAUACCGACGAUAGUGCUCUGUGUGAAACUGAGUGCUUUGUAUCAAAAGUCGGAUCCAUAUCCAGGACCUCUUGUCGAAGCUGAAUAUUUGUAUGACGCGUACGCAGACAGGGAUAACAUACCCCUCGCCCACGUUCACGACAAGAAGCACGUCGCCCAUAGCAGGCAUCAUCCCGCGGCAUACGUCGAAAGCUAUGACGGUCCAGCGGUGGGAUACAGCGAGCGCGAGAGGAUUCCCGACGCCCAUCAGAGUACGUCGCAUCACGACUCGAGAUAUUCCGAUCUGGCACCGAAAAAUUGGGACUUUCCUAACGGUGGUCCACCAAGAUAUCAACCAGCAACUGCCGGGGCUCCGCCUCCCCUAAGCACUGAAUAUGAACGACCGCCGCCCUAUUACUAUCCUGGACCAGGGGAUAGAAAUUAGGAAACAAGUACCGUGGCAUGCACGAAAACUGCACUGAACAGUGUGGCGACGCACAGCCUCACGCGCAGCUACAAACGGACACUCAAGAAGAAAGAGAAGUCAGGAUAUAAAAGAGACUACGUAUAAUAAUAUACCUUGCUCUCGUUUGUUCCCGAGCGUGCCACGGAUUGUGCGAACACCAAAAGUUUAAAGACCAAGUUUAAUACAGACUGAAAUAGGCCAAUGAUCCUUUCGCGACGUCUUUCUUUUUUCCUUCUACGGAGCGUAAAUGUGAUGCGACACGCGAAUUCCUCUUUUUGUAAUAUUUCUGUAAGAAUUAUAAUACUCGUAUGUGUUUUGAUAUACCGCGGAAGGAACAUCGUUCUAGAUUAAUGUGAUUUGAUGUCGAGAAUGUCGAAUCUUUUCGUUUAUUUUUUUUCAACGUAGAGAUAAACAACGUUGGAUAUUCAAUCUGAUACACUUGACAUUCGUUUCCUCAAGCAGUAUAAAUAUAAAAUACUUGUAUUUCUCUUUGCAUUUUUUCUUGUCAGUUAAAAUAAUCACAGCGUAUGGAUAGAAUAAAAAAACCAACCGAAAAGAAAUCAAAAGCGAACAAACUGCUGAGAAAAAAAAUCCUUUUAUUUAACAAUAUACAAAGACUGUGUGCGCGAGAAGCUGCGCAUAUCUAAUUCGAUCGAAUUAUAUAUAGCACAAAUUGUACGCUGCCAAUCCAAUGUAUCGUUUUCCGUAAAAGGUAUCCAUUAUAUAUAUAUAUAUAUUAAUACCGGAUCCUGUCGAUUCACCUCUUUGAGCACUGAGCAAUGCCAUAUAAAAAUGCCAAACGACGUGUGUUAUUUACACACAUUCAAAGAUACGCAUUAAGUGUGCGCUAUGAGGUUUAUCACUUUGGAUCUCGCUCGUUUAGCUGAGGGCAAAAAAAUACGUUAGAAAUUGAGUCUUAUAUUCCGCCGAUGUGUCCUCACUUAUAUGGCGGAAAGAAAAUUUCCAAGAGUGGUCGUGUAUAUGUAUGUAUAUGUAUAUAUAGCCACUCUAUUAUAAAUACUCUGUGUACAUGGAUUUUUUUAAGUAGCUCUUUUCUUACUAUUAUCUUACUGUGUAACUUGUCGAUAUAAGCGAUGAGGCGAUUUUUAUGCCGCGUAGAUCGCUUAAUUUUGUUUCUACGCGUCGUAGGAAUCCUUCGAUCUGUGUAUUAUUGCAGCAUCCGUCGUCCAUUCGGGUACAGUAAUUAAUCGAGCACGUAGUUUCUCUCGUUCAUGCAUAAUUUAUAUACAUAUAUAACAAAUUUAAGGAUUUACGUAGUACAUUUACUGUUACGAACUAUUAUUUUUAUAUUCAAGAAUUGAUUUAAUUAUAUACAGUUUUUGCUUUUGGAAAACUGAUAAUAUACAUUUAUAUAUACAUAUAUCAACAUAAAUUCUUAGCUAAUGGCAUUAUCACUUAAAUCCAUCAAAUUUAUAUUAGAACUUACUCGAACUUUGUUAGAAACUAGAAAACCCAGUUAUCCUUUAUUAAAAAAAAAGACAAUGUAAAUCAUUGACGUUUGUCAACGUGUGUAUCACUUUCGAAGAAUUCGCUCAUUUACAAAAGAUUCGUCGUUUAAUGUAAACUUACAUUUGAUAUUGUUGUAAAAGAAAAACUAAUUAAGGUUUCACGUGAAAUUAUUGCUGUAACUCGAAGACAAGGGACAUGAUGAAGGAUGUUGUGAAACGAUGAAUAGGGGAAGCGCUCCGGAUAUUGCUCUCGCACAGAUAGAGAUUGAUACCGGCAUAAUUUCGUUAAAUUAAUAUUUUCAUAUCAUAUGCGCAUGGUCCUUAUGCGCGAAUAAAUAAAUAUUAAACAAUUUGAUAUAAAGUCUUUUCUCUCGCGUGUAUUUUUAAAGUGUUCGAAAAUUAAAGUCGAAAUUAUACCGAUUGCAAUCCUCGAUACAAAGUUCUCGGAAUUGAUUUGGGAAGUAUGAAAGCAAAACUCGUAUUCUAUCUCGUCUCUCUAUUAGAAAACAUGUUUCUUUUGAAAUGUUUAAUGAAAAUUGUUCCAAGUUUUGAUUCUAAUUUGAAUUUUCUUCACGCACUAUGAGUUUCGCUUUCAUAUUUUUCAUAUACAAGAUAUUGCAUACCGUGCUUGAGCGUCAAGUAUUGGAAUUGGCAGAAAGUUAGUCGCUAUUUUUCUUCGUAUAUCGUAGUUAAAACGCGAUAUAAAUGAGAAAAGCACGAAAUCGUUAGAAUAUUUAUGAGAAAGAGCGCACGAAUAAAACUUGUAUGAAAAUGUGUAUGUGUGCAUGUAUGUAUAUGUAUGUGUGUGUAUGAAAGAAAAAGAGAA
Messenger RNA from Nylanderia fulva, 5974 nucleotides. Its product is annotated as prominin-like protein. Gene Ontology annotation, cellular component: membrane. The record is from RefSeq and is a predicted model, not a curated record. Lineage: Eukaryota; Metazoa; Arthropoda; Insecta; Hymenoptera; Formicidae.